AUGGAAGAUAGACCCACGCUCCUUCGGCCGCCGGAGCCCGACUCCAACCAGUCGCUGAUUGAGAACGUGCUGGACGUGACGGAGCUCAAGGUCCUGGGUCAAGACGUCUUUACAAACACGCGUCCCCAGUGGCAUCCUCCGGGUGCCCGCGGCAUCUACGGCGGCGCCGUCAUUGCGCAGUGCCUCGCCGCAGCGCAAAAGACGGUGCCAGAGACUUUCCUCGUCCACUCGUGCCACUGCUACUUUCUCCUCGCGGGAUCAUCCGAGACGCCUAUCCUGUACCACGUCGAGCGCGUCCGUGAUGGUCGCUCGUACGCGACGCGCACAGUCCAGGCUCGGCAGAAGGGAGCUUGCAUCUUCACCACCACCAUCAGCUUUGUCCGUGAGGCUACCUCUGAUAAAAAGAGACAAGAGGUACGCCAUGCGGCGAGUUUGCCAGAAGGUGUGUCUGCGCCGCCGGAUAACUGGGAUGGUGAGCCUGAGUGGGCUCGUACGGGGCCGUUCCAGAGUCAUAGGAUUGAGGUUCUGCGGGCUGGCGAUCCAAAAGCUAAACCGCAGGACCGCAAGUCUCGACAGUGGAUGCGGUCGCGGCAAAAGAUCUCUCCGUCAGGUGGACAUCAAGCGCAUCUAAACGCUCUGGCAUACAUGUCGGACAGCUACUUCAUCGGCACUGUAUCCCGCAUCCACGGACUCUGGCGGUUCCCCUUUUCUCCAGAUGAGGUACCCUCCCUGGACGAAGCGACACAGGAGCAGGUGCGCAGCCUGUGCGAGUUUGAGGGCAUGGGUAGUAGCGUCGAGGAAUGGCGAGGCCGGCCACACCUGGGCAUGUUGGUGAGUCUCGACCAUAGCAUCUACUUUCACGAGCCGAAGGCCGUCAAGGCCGACGAGUGGAUGUUUACCGAGAUGGAGAGUCCAUGGGCUGGCGAUGGCAGAGGCGUUGUUUCGCAGAGGAUAUUCAGCAAAGAUGGAGAGUUGUUGGCUACGUGCUAUCAAGAGGGCGUUGUUCGACUCAAGCAAGACGGAGGAGAAAAGAGUGCAAAGCUAUAG
Molecule: messenger RNA, 1047 nt
Organism: Fusarium vanettenii 77-13-4
Lineage: Eukaryota; Fungi; Ascomycota; Sordariomycetes; Hypocreales; Nectriaceae
Exons: 3
Coding region: 1-1047 (348 amino acids)
Biological process (GO): fatty acid catabolic process; acyl-CoA metabolic process
Cellular component (GO): peroxisomal matrix
Molecular function (GO): fatty acyl-CoA hydrolase activity
Source: RefSeq, a predicted model, not a curated record